AUGCCGUGCAGAAAAGUAAAAGUCAGCCAAUCAGAUGUGGAAGACGAACGAAGACCUAGUCGUGGAAUAAUGGACAUUUUUCGUCGUAAAUCUAGAGAUGAAAGAGAAGCCGAAAAGAUCAAAUUGACCAAUGUAGAAAAGACCGACAAAUCUGAGAAGAAGAAGAAAAGAAGAGAAAGAGAUCGUAAGGAUGGAGAGAGUGACAAGGAUGGAGAGAAGAAUAGAGAGGAAGGAACGGAGAAACUGGAGGAGAAGGAAGUCCCUGAAGGUAAGAAGAAAGAGAAGAAAGAAAAGAAGGAGAAGGAGAAGGAGAAGAAGGGGGGGGAGAAGAAGCAGACGAGUAAGUCAGAUUCAGACGAAAGUGACAAAGAAUCUGUACCCGAAGUCGUGGCCGAUGAUGUUAAGAAGAAAGAGAAGAAGGAGAAGAAGAAGGAGGAGAAGAAGAAGAAUAAA
Molecule: messenger RNA, 453 nt
Organism: Rodentolepis nana
Lineage: Eukaryota; Metazoa; Platyhelminthes; Cestoda; Cyclophyllidea; Hymenolepididae
Source: the annotation of a GenBank genome assembly